Messenger RNA from Salvelinus namaycush (lake trout), 2892 nucleotides. RefSeq names its product fibroblast activation protein, alpha. The coding region runs from base 1 to 2148 and encodes 715 amino acids. Lineage: Eukaryota; Metazoa; Chordata; Actinopteri; Salmoniformes; Salmonidae. Gene Ontology annotation, biological process: proteolysis. The record is from RefSeq and is a predicted model, not a curated record. Gene Ontology annotation, molecular function: serine-type endopeptidase activity; dipeptidyl-peptidase activity. The transcript has 24 exons.
AUGCCAGGCUGCGGCAAGGUGCUUUGGGCGGUUGUGGGGGCGGCUGUCGUCAUCACUUUAAUAACUGUCCCCAUGGCAAUAUAUCUGAAUAGAGAGGACGGAGGCUCCAAGAGGCCUUUUACCCUGGCAGAUUAUUUCAAUGACACAAUUAGGUAUAAAAUAUAUAAUUUGCGGUGGAUAUCAGAUAACGAAUACGUGCAUAAAACGAGACAAGGCAACAUUAUGCUUCACAAUGCUGAAACAGGGGAUUUCUUUGAAUAUAUAAGCAACAACACAUUUGAACAAGUGUAUGCCACAGACUAUAUUAUUUCUGCUGAUCGGAAAUACAUCUGCUUUGAGAGCAACUACUCCAAGCAAUGGAGACAUUCAUUCACAGCCUCUUACUCCAUCUAUGAUUAUGACAGUUCAACAUUUCUCAAGUCUGUGAACAUUCCACAAGUUGUGCAAUACUUUGCCUGGGCACCAACAGGAAACAAACUGGCUUACGUCUGGAAUUACAACAUUUAUUUGAAACCCAACGCCACUGCUGAAGCCAUACAAGUGACCCAUAAUGGAAAAGAGAAUCAGAUUCUUAACGGUGCCCCUGACUGGGUAUAUGAGGAGGAGGUUUUCUCAUCGAACGAGGCAAUAUGGUGGUCACCAACUGGAAAGUAUCUGGCUUAUGCUGAGUUUAAUGACACAGAGGUCCACACGAUCGAGUACUCUUUGUAUGGAAAUGGACAAUACCCCAGUACAGUGGUUGUCCCAUAUCCCAAGGCUGGCUCAACUAAUCCUAAGGCAAAGCUGUUUGUAGUGGACACAAUAAAUCCAUCAAGACGGACACAGGUGGUGGUGCCAGAUUCCAUUGGUGCAGGUGAUCACUAUUUGAGUUCAGUCACUUGGGUGACGGAUGAGCGCAUCGCUGUUCAGUGGACCAAGAGGAAGCAGAACCAUGUCCUUUUACAGAUCUAUGACUUUGACGGAAACAACUGGAAUGAGAACCAGGUACUUGUCACCUCACCUCAGACUCUGUGGGGCAAGGCAACACCCAUUACCUCAGGCAAGUGGGAGGUCAUCUACAUUUCAAAACUCACCAAAGACGCUAUAUACUAUGUAAGUAAUGAGUACCAAGGAAAGCCUGGACAGAGAAAUCUAUACAAGGUUAUGAUCGGAAGGAGCCACUCGGCUCCCCAGUGCCUCACCUGUGGCCUGUAUAAGGACAGGUGUCAGUACAACUCAGCCUACUUCAGCUACGAUGCCUCCUACUACCGCAUGGACUGCUAUGGACCUGGAACACCAUUGUUCACACUCAUGGACAAUAGAGGCUCAGGUAAAGAGCUCCUGGUUCUUCGUGACAACAAAGAUCUUGAAGAAAUGCUAAAAGAAUUCCAAAUGCCAACCAUGCAGCGUGGGACCCUGAGGGUAGCAGGAUUUGAUCUAUGGUAUCAGAUGAUGUUACCCCCCAAUUUCCAAAAGAACAAAAAGUACCCUCUUCUAAUUGAUGUAUAUGGAGGCCCCUGUAGUCAGAAGGCAGAUUAUCGCUACAGACUAAACUGGGGUUCGUACCUCUCCAGUACAGAGGGGAUCAUAGUGGCCAGUUUCGAUGGAAGGGGAAGCGGUUACCAAGGUGACAAAAUAAUGCACUCUAUCUACCAACGUCUUGGAACAUUUGAAGUGGAAGAUCAAAUAACGGCCACAAGAAAAUUUAUUGACAUGGGCUUUAUAGACAAAGAACGAAUAGCCAUAUGGGGUUGGUCAUAUGGUGGCUAUGUCACGUCAAUGGCUUUGGGUGCUGGAAGUGGAGUUUUCAAGUGUGGAAUUGCAGUUGCCCCAGUAGCUAAGUGGGAAUAUUAUGACUCGGUGUAUACUGAACGCUAUAUGAGUAAACCGGAGGAGAAUGCUGACUCUUACAAGAAUUCCACAGUAACAAGUAGAGCAAAGAAUUUCAAAUCAGUGAACUAUCUCCUGGUUCAUGGGACAGCUGAUGACAAUGUUCACUUCCAGCAAUCUGCACAGAUCUCCAAAGCCCUGGUUGUCCAGCAAGUUGACUUUGAGGCGAUGUGGUACACUGACAGGGAUCACGGACUUGGAGGACCUGCCUACCAUCACCUCUACACCCACAUGAGUCAAUUCUUACAGAAAUGUCUUGUCAAACCCAAGUCGAUCUAAUAACCCCUUACUAAGUUCAAUGCCUUUUCAUUGUAUCAGUACGGCAGCAUUUAUAUAGUAUAUUGCUACAAUAAAAAUGUUGACCGCUUUUCUUUAUUGAUGAUAUUCUGGACAGAGGAUUCCAUGCUAUUGAAGUCUGUAUUUUUUUUAAAUAAGUUAUAUACUGUAAUUAAUAUGUUGUUGCUUGUAAUGACUAUUUGUGUUUGAUAUGAAAUGAUUGUGCUGAUCAUAGACAAAAAUGUGGCCAUUGAAUUCACCACUAUGUACUCAAAGCCAUUGCAUGUUGGUAUAAUGGUAUUUCAUAUCAAUGACUUCAGUAAUAUUGGUUAAAAUUGUUACUGCACUGAAUUUGUUGUGUAAUGUUCAAAUCUUGUUUGUAUUUUACAUUGUAUGUCAGAUGUAUUUGCAUGUGGAAUUUAAAUAUGGUUAUAGCCAUUUUCUCAUUUGAAAAUGUUGACAAAGACUGUUAAUUGUCCUUACAUGUGUUCAAAAGGAACACAUCUUAGCGAGAGAUAUAUUGACAAACAUAUAUUGACAGACAUUUUGGAAUUCAUUAUCUUUCUAGCAUGUUUGAUACACUUCUGUAUCCUGUUUAUUCGGUAGAAAAAAGGGAAAUUAUGUAUAUGUAUGCUUAUUAGAAAUUUGUGAAAAGAUCUUAUGGUAUAUGAUUGUUCACUCUGGACAUCUUAUUGAUACAGACUGUGUGUUUUGCAUAUUAUCAUAAGAGUAUUGAACAAAUAAAAA